Anolis carolinensis (green anole) is the source of this 14589-nucleotide messenger RNA. Its product is annotated as guanine nucleotide-binding protein G(z) subunit alpha. Lineage: Eukaryota; Metazoa; Chordata; Lepidosauria; Squamata; Anolidae. Bases 4702 to 5613 code for a protein of 303 amino acids. Gene Ontology annotation, molecular function: G-protein beta/gamma-subunit complex binding; GTPase activity; G protein-coupled receptor binding. Gene Ontology annotation, cellular component: heterotrimeric G-protein complex. Gene Ontology annotation, biological process: adenylate cyclase-modulating G protein-coupled receptor signaling pathway. The transcript is spliced from 2 exons. The record is from RefSeq and is a predicted model, not a curated record.
GAAAAAAAAGGAAGAGAAUGAUUAAAAAGAAGAAAGGCAAGGAUGGUAUUUUACAGAGAAGAAGGGAAGGACUGAUAUAAGGAAGAGAUAGAGAGCUAGACAAGGAAGGAAGCAAACAAGAAAGGAAGAAAAGGAAGGAAAGCAAGGAAGUUGGCCUCUCCGUCCUCCCCCACCUUCCGUUCCUGCCGAGAGACCACGUGACCCUCGUGACCCCCAAGAGCAAGCUCCUCGGGUUCCCACCUCCUUUCCCUGCCUGGGAUGCGCGCGCACACCUUUCCAUCCCUUCCCUGUCCCCUCCCUCUAACCAAAAGAAAGAAGGAUAUUUAAAUAAAGGAAAUAAAUAAUGGAGGAUCUGGGAAAGCAGGAAGAGAAGAAGGAGAAACAAGACUAGAGAGAAAGAGGCACAGACUUUGAAUGAAUGGAUAGGAAAAGAAGCACAAUAUUUAAAUUAAACAAUAAAUUCAAGCCUUUGCAGUUUCUUUUCCUGGAAAAAGUCUGGAGAGAGAAAUACCACCUUUCUGGACGGAGAAGUCUGGAAAACAGCCCUUUCUAGAUAGGGCCUUGAAAUGGACCCCUUUUCUGGAUAAAUAAAAAAUAUACACAUCUUUUUGAAGAAGGGGAAAAAGUAUCUUGGGGAGAAUAUAUUGUUCUGGAUAAGGAAGGAUGCCCCUUCUGGAUAGGGUCUUAAAAAUGUAUAUUUUGCAGGCAUGGGUUUGUAAAAAGGCAAUUUAUCUGGAUAUUUAUAGAUAGAAGCUUGCAUUUUGAACAUAGAUAUGGGAUAUAUACACAUAUACAUACAGAUAGAUAUAUGUAUGUACACACACACACACGUCUGUAUAUGAUUAUAUAUAUAUUUGCAUAUAUUAUCUGGGUCUAGAGAAGGCCUCUCUUUCUAAAAUAGGGAUCUGGAAACCCUUUUUGGCUGGAGGAAGAACCCCCUUUUUGGAUAUAUUCUGAAAGUCAUUGUUCUGGAUAAGACCUGGAACUGCUUUCCUCUUUUCUAGAACAGCCUAGAAAAAAAUCUCCCUUUUUUGAAUAAGGCCUGAUGGGGAAAUAUUUAGAAAUGUAUAUAGAUAGAUAGAUAGAUAGAUAGAUAGAUAGAUAGAUAGAUAGAUACUAGCUGUGCCCGGCCACGCGUUGCUGUGGCAAAGUCUGGUGGUCUGGGAAAUAAAAUAUUGAGGAAUUGGUGGUAGUUAAGGUCAAGGGUCAAGGUUUUCCCCUAAUGUUAAGUCCACCCAUGCUUGAGUCUGGGAGUUGCUGCUCAUCUCCAUUUCUAAGCCAAAGAGCCAGCUUUGUCCAUAGACACCUCCAGGUCAUGUGGCCACUGGCAUGACUGCAUGGCCCGCCGUUACCUUCCCGCCGGAGCGGUACCUAUUGAUCUACUCAUAUUUGCAUGUUUUUGAACUGCUAGGUUGGCAGAAGCUGGGGCUAACAGUGGGGGCUCUCUCCGUUCCCCCAGUUCAAACCUGCGACCUUUUGGUCCAGAAGUUCAGUAGCUCAGUGCUUUAACACGCUGCGCCAUCAGGGGAUAUUAUUUCCUAAAGGUUGUGAAUAUACAAUUUUUGUCUGUUAGCUGGCCCUGAUUGUUUCCUUUGUGGAAUUUCCAAUUUCCCUGCUUUGAGAGUGUUGCUCUUUAUUUACUGUCCUGAUUUUAGAGAUUAUGUUGUUCUGUAUUAUUCUAUUACAGUAAUUAUUUCAUAUUAAAGUAGAAUCUUUCUUAUCCAACAUUUGCUUAUCCAAUGUUCUGGAUUAUCCAACGUAGCCUGCCUUUUAGUAGUCAAUGUUUUUGUAGUCAGUGUUUUAAAUUCAUUGUGGUAUUUUGGUAGUAAAUUUGUAAAUACAGUAAUUACUACAUAGCAUUACUGCACAUGGAACUACUUUUUCUGUCAAAUUUGUUGUAUAAUAUACGAUUCCCUAAUUUGAUGUUUAUUCGGCUUUUCCUGAAUCCCUUAUUAUCCAACAUAUUAACUUAUCCAACGUUCUGCUGGCCUGUUUAUGUUGGACAAGUGAGACUCUACUGUAUAUUGAUAAUCUUAUAUUAUCUGCUUAGAACUGGAUUAUCUGAGGCUUCUUCUACACAGCUGAAUAUAAUGCCCACUGAAGUGGAUUAUAUGGCAGUGUGGACUCAAGAUAAUCCAGUGCAAAGCAGAUAAUAUAAAAUUCUAAAUGGGUUAUAUAGCUGCGUGGAAGGGCCUUGAGUCUACACUGCCAUAUAAUCCAGUUAAAAUCAGAUAAUCUGUGGAAGAGGCCUAAGUGAGGCCUAACUGUGCCUGUCCCCUGGGCUGAGUAGGUUGCUAGGAGACCAAGUGGGCGGAACUUAGCCUUGUAACUGGCAGCAAUUGGAUAAAAACAAUUAUUCCUCUCUCUCUAAUUAGGACUUUAUUUUUCUUUUCUUUUUGUUGUAUCAACCUAGAGGCAUGGAUGAUGGGUUGUGUUGUCAAAUUUCGAGGUUGGGGGGCUGUAGUUUUGUUGCUUUGUCGGUCGCCGGGAUUCCAUCACUCAUAUAUAUAUAUAUAUAUAUAUAUAUAUACACACACACACACACACACACACACACACACACACACACACACCUCCCCAGAGAUAUGCGACAAAUUCCAAUCUUGUCAUCUGCCGGGGGUGUUUUGAAUGCGCUUUCCUGCUUCUUGGCAGAAUGGGGUUGGACUGGAUGGCCCACGAGGUCUCUUCCAACUCUACAGAUGACACAGACUGAACUACGGACAAAGCAUGAGGUUUCUCUAGGAUGAACGGAUCUGAUUUUAUGUUUAAAAUUUAUAUAUGGUAAUUUAUAUUGUAUUUUAAUCAUUUUAAUUGUUUUAUGCAUUGUUUUGAUAUUGUUUUUGUAUGGGCAUCGAAUUGCUGCCAUUACUGUAAGCUGCCCUGAGUCCCUUUAGGUGGGAAGGGCGGGAUAGAAAUGUGAGAAAUAAAUAAAUAAAUAAAUAUAUCAUGCACAUACACGCACACAUACACACACAUAUGUGUGUGUAUACACAUACACACACACACACACAUAUAUACACACAUACAUACAUACAGUAGCAAGAUCUGGGAUUAACCUUUUUUUUUACAUUUUAUUUAUGGUUUUAGUGUAUACAUAAAAAGUGGGAAAACAUGUUUAGAAGGAUAGAGAAGAAUGAGACGAUAGAAGUAGAAGGAGAGAGAGAAAAAGGACCCCACACUCAACAUGAACAUUGUUCCACUUCCAGAUCCUCUGCAUUGCAUUAUAUAUCUUUCUUUUAAACAUUCAAUAUUUCUCGGCAAGCAACCAUAUAUAACCUAAAGCCUAGGAAUUACUGUGAGCGUAAAUCAUAUAAGCUCAAUAUUCCUUCUUGACAAAUAUUGUCUCAGUUUGUUCCAAUCGGUUCAUUGCCUUGGUGAAAUGUUCUGUGAUAUCUUUUGUGUUAAUAAAUCCAUAUUUUUAAUGUCAAUUAAUUUCAACAUCCAUUUUUCUAUUGUGGGAAUUUCUUGCGUUUUCCGUACUUUGGCUAUGCAUAUCCUGGCAGCUGUUACCAUAUAUAUGAAAUGUUUUUCCGUGUUGGAGUCCAUUUGAAAGUCUACCAUACCUAAAAGAAAGUACUCUGGUUUUGAAUCAAAUUUGAUUUGGAGUAUUUUCUCCAUUUCUUUGUUAAUUUCCUGCCAAAACCUUUUUAUUUUUCUACAUCCCCACCAGAUAUGCAUAAAAUCUCCAUUAUGUUUCUAGCAUUUCCAGCAUUUCCCAUCCCCUUUACCUUUACUGAACUUUGCAAGCCUUUCUGGUGUGAUGUACCAUAUAUAAAAGAUCUUAAACCAGUUCUCCUUUAAUUCUAUUGCAUAUAUUAGUUUUUGAUUCUUUCUCCAUAUCUUCUCCCAAUCUGCUAGGUUGAUCAUAUGACCUAUUUCCCUUGCCCAUUUUGCCAUCACCACUUUUACUUGUUCCUCUUCUGUGUCCCAUACCAACAGUUGUUGGUAUAAUAUUUUUAUUAUUUUUAUUUCUGUUUUUAAUAUUCUGUCCCAGCAUGUUUCAUUUAAUUCAAAGCCUAUUUUUUUAUCCUCUUGGAAGAUUCCCCUUAUUUGCCAAUAAUUUAACCAUGUCAUUGUGGGUUCCAUUUUUUUUAAUCUCUUCAUAUGGUUUAAGACUGAUCUCUUGAUUUUCCACUCUUAAUAUUUGCCUGUAAGUCAGCCAUUUUUCCCUUGGCACUUCUCUCAUAUACUCUGCCUCGAGAGGGGAAAACCACAUUGGUACCUUCUUGUAAAAUCCUUUUUUGUGUUUCUUCCAGGUUCCUAUGAGCGCUGCCCUCAGAUAAUGAUUUUUAAAGUUUCUUUCCUUGCUAGUUUUCUCUCUACAUAGGGAGUUAUGCCACCCUUUUCUUAAAUCCUGUCUUUCUAAGGCUAAUAUUUUCCUUUUAGUUAGGGUGGUCCAGUCCUUUACCCAACUCAGGGCCGCAGCAUCAUAGUACAACUGGAGGUCUGGUAGACCCAUCCCUCCUCUCUUAGUAUAUGAACCCUUUAUAUGUUUAUCUUUAUAUGUUUGAACCCUAUUCUAGCUUUUUUACCUUCCCAUAUAAAUUUCUUUAUAUCCUUAUGCCACUCUGCUAAGGUUUUUUUCAUUCUUUCGUUAUUAUUAUUAUUUUAUUUUAUUAUGACACAGCAAACAAGAUGGAUAUGCUGGAUUUCGUUUCACAAAAUCACAAGUCUAACACUUCCUAAGUGUCUAGGACUGUGAUGUAUUAUUAUUAUUAUUAUUAUUAUUAUUAUUAUUAUUUUAUUAUGACACAGCAAACAAGAUGGAUAUGCUGGAUUUCGUUUCACAAAAUCACAAGUCUAACACUUCCCAAGUGUCUAGGUCUGUGUAAUGUAUUUUUGGAUGAUGCACGCAGAUCCCAGUCGGGUGGCCUUUUGCAGCUGGCAGAUCGUGAUUUUGUCAAUGUCUAUUGUUUCCAAAUGCCGGCUGAGAUCUUUUGGCACGGCACCCAGUGUGCCCAUCACCACUGGGACCACCUGCACUGGUUUCUUCUAAAUCCCACAAUUUACAAGAAACUGAAACAAGACCCUACUAACAAAAUCACCAGAAAAACGAACACUCUAAUCAAGAACUCCUCCAUUAACUUUGACAUACGCCAACAGCCGUGCAAAUCAGAAGCCCUCCCACCCAGGCUUUACGGACUCCCCAAAAUCCACAAGGACUCCAUCCCACUCAGACCCAUUGUAAGUGCCAUUGGAUCGCCGACUUACAACCUGGCAAAAUUUCUGGCUACACAGCUACAAACCCACAUUGGGCUCACUGCACACUAUAUCAAGGACUCAACCCACUUUAUAGAAAAGAUCAGCAACCUCAAUCUAAGCACCAAGGACAUCCUGAUCAGAUUUGAUGUGGUGUCCCUUUUUACCAAAGUCCCAGUAGCUGACACCCUCACACUAAUCAAACAAAACUUCCCAGAAGACAUCACAGCCCUGUUUCACCAUUGCCUCACCACUAGCUACUUUCAGUGGGACACUGGAUUCUAUGAACAGAAGGAUGGAGUGGCCAUGGGGAGCCCUCUCAGCCCAGUAGUAGCAAAUUUCUAUAUGGAAUACUUUGAAAAACAGGCCCUAGAAACAGCACCAAAAAGCCAACUGUUUGGUUCAGAUACGUAGAUGACACCUUCACAAUUUGGAGCCAUGGAGAGGAAGAACUCAGCAAGUUCCUGGACCACCUUAACAGCAUCCACCCAAACAUCCAAUUCACCAUGGAAAAGGAAAAGGAAGGAAAACUGCCAUUUCUAGAUGUUCUGGUCAUCCGCAAACCCAAUCAACAAUUGGGCCACACAGUUUACAGAAAACCUACACACACAGAUAGAUAUCUUCACAAAAACUCCAACCAUCACCCAAGUCAAAAAAGGAGCACAAUCAAAGCCCUGACAGACCGUGCACAAAGAAUUUGCGAACCUCACCUCCUCCAAGGGGAACUCAACCACCUAAACUGGGCUCUACAGGCCAAUGGAGACUCCACCACAGACACCAGAAGAGCUGCAAGGCCAAGAACAAGCCAGGAGAGUCAAGACAAAGAUCCACCCAGAGGAAAGGUGUUCUUUCCAGACAUCAAGGGAACCACUGACCGCAUAGGGAAGCUGAUGAAGAAGCACAACCUACAGACUAUCUACAGACCCACAAAGAAAACCCAACCGAGGCUACGGUCAGCGAAGGACAAGAGGGAUCCUCUCUCCUCUGCAGGAGUCUACCGGAUACCAUGCAGCUGUGGAUGAGAAGUCUACAGAGGGACCACCAAACGCAGCAAUGCCCAAACACAAGUCAAGGAACAUGAAAGGCACUGCAGACUCACUCAACCAGAGAAAUCAGCCAGAGCCCUUGAUGAACCAGCCUGGACACAGGAUAUUAUUGGAGAACAUAGAAAUGCUGGACCACUCCAACAACUAUCAUGUCAGACGACACAGAGAAGCCAUUGAAAUCCACAAGCAUGUGGACAACUUCAACAGAAAGGAGGGAACCAUGAAAAUGAACACAAUCUGGCUCCCAGUAUUACAAAACUCCAAAAUCAAAACAGUGGAUGGGAACCAACACUCUGAGGGCAGAGGAGCCCCAGGGACAGCUAAUGACUGAACAAGGGAUGCCCCCAGGCAAGAGACAAACCUUUCCAAUGCUAAUUAGGGUGAUUAACUGAAACAUUAAUGCUGGCUUCGCAGUGACAAAGGACUCUUGCCACACCCUGGACUCUCCACAGAUAUAUUUUUUUUUCCUUUCCUUGCCUAAGUUUGUCCAUGCCUUACACCUCUGAGGAUGCCUGCCCUAGAUGUGGGCGAAACGUCAGGAGAGAAUGCUUCUGGAACAUGGCCACACAGCCCGAAAGACAUACAACAACCCUGUGAUCCCGGCCAUGAAAGCCUUCGACAACAUAUUCUGCCAGAGUCCAUGCAGUUCAAUUAUUCAAGUUAUUAUUAUUAUUUUAAUAUGACACAGCAAACAAGCUAGAUAUGCUGGAUUUCAUUUCACAAAAUCACAAGUCGAACACUUCCCAAGCGUUUAGGACUGUGUGAUGUAUUUUCGGAUGAUGCGCGCAGAUCCCAGUCGGGUGGCCUUUUGCAGUUGGCAGAUCGUAAUUUUGUCAAUGUCUAUUGUUUCCAAAUGCCGGCUGAGAUCUUUUGGCACGGCACCCAGUGUGCCCAUCACCACCGGGACCACCUGCACUGGUUUCUGCCAGAGUCUUUGAAGUUCAAUCUUGAGGCCUUCUGUCUCCUUCUUCAGGGUCUCAUUCGUGAGCCAGAGCCAGGUCUUCUCCUGAUCAGCUUUUCCUUCAAUUUUGUCAAGGAACUUUCCAUGCAAUGUUUUGUUGUGCCAGCUGUCAGCUCUAGUUUGUAGUGCGGGUUUCUUGUACUGGUUUUUUGUCUGCUGUGCUUUGAGGAGUUUCUGAUUUUUGACUUCAAGCAAAGCAGGUUCUUCCCUUUGCUUUACAUCUUCUGCCAGGGCAUGUUCUUCUUCUUUGACUGCUUGUUUGACUUGCAAGAGUCCUCUGCCCCCUGAUCUUCUAGGCAGAUAUAGCCGGUCAACAUCACUGCGAUAUUAUUAUUAUUAUUAUUAUUAUUAUUAUUAUUAUUAUUAUUAUUAUUAUUACUAUUAUUUUACUAUUAUUAUUACAUUGGAGUAGGGGAAAGGUAUCACAAUACAGGUACAGAGGCAGUAUUUGGUUACUCCAAAUAGGUAAAGACUUCUUUUAAUUAUCUUGCUGGAUCAUAUUUAUCACUGAUGGUUAAAAAAACACACACCUUGUGUGACUGUGGAGCAGAACAAGCAACUCGCAUAUGUCUGCUUGCCCACAAUGUCCUGCCUCAUGCAUGGAGGAGGAGUUGUUUAAAGCUUCGGACAAUGCGGUUGCUGUUGCCCAUUUUGGUCUAAAACUAUUUAGCUGCUUAUGAUUCCUUUAUUAUAUCACUUUUAAACUUAUUUAUUAUGCAGUGCUUUUGACACAAAAUAAAAAAACCUGAUGGUUGAGGUUAGAGAAAUAUACUUUAUAAUUGAUGAGUCUCCACAAUAAUUGUAAUUGGUUUUAAAUGUUUAAUGCUUGAUAUUUAUUUAUAUAAUAUUUCUGGACGUUAUUGUGCUUUGUGUGAUUUUUGUCUUCUAUUUUAUGUUAAGUGUGCUUUAAUUUAUACACUAUGUAUUUGCAGUGUGGCAAUGAAGUGGUCAAACAAGGUUGAAAAGAGCAGAGUAGAAUAAUAAUAAUAAUAAUAAUAAUCCAGCAUAUCUAUUUUGUUUGCUGUGUCAUAAUAAAAAAUAAUAAAAACUUUAUUCAUGUACUGCCCUAUUUCCUCAAGGGACUCAGAGCAGUUUCCAAAAUUGGUAAAAAGUUAGUAAAUUAGUAAAUUGUAAAUUAGUAAAUUACAAUUAAAUUGUAAAUUUGUAAAAAGUUAGUAAAUUAGUAAAUUGUUUCCAACAAUAAUAAAUAAAUAAAUAAAUAACAGAAGGGCGAGAAGGCAUGGCCAUCACGUUUGCAGGUCUGGCCAAAUGGGGAGGGAGAGCCAAGACUCCAGAAGACAGGAGCAGACUCCAAAAUGAUCUUCACAGAUGAGAGAGAUGAUGGGCCACAACUAACACCACGAAGUUCAAGAGGGACAGAUGCAAGAGAGAGACUCCUCUUAGGCAGAAAUAAUGGAAUGCAAAGAGACGGAUUGGGGAAGACCUCUGGCUCGUCAGCAGGACGUGUGGAAAAGACCUUGGGGUCCUUGUGGGGAGGAAGGGGAAGAGGUAACAAUGUCCUUUGGCAGCUCCAAAAGCCAAUGGGAUGUUGGCCUGCAGCAAGAGGAGCCUAGUGCCUACAUCCAGGGAUGGAAGUCAUGCUCUCCCUCUCUUCUAUUCUGCCCUGAUCAGACUAUACUUGGAAUCACGCUGUGCCCAAGUCUGGGCACCGCCACUGAAGGGAGAUGUGGACUCUAAGGAUCAAGGGUCUGGAGAACAAGAAUCCCUAUAAAGAGAUUCCACCUGAAAAUGAGGAAGAACUUCCUCACUUUGAGAGAGAGCGGAGGGAGUGUGGUGGAGAGAGGCUCCUUCUUUGGAGGCUUUUCAGCAGGGCCUGGAUGGCCAUCUGUCGGGGGGGCUUUGAGUGCGAUUUCCCUGCUUCUUGGCAAAAUGGGGUUGGACUGGGUGGCCCACCAGGUCUCUUCCAUUAUUUUUGGAUAUUUUUUUUGGGGGGGGGAGGGAUGUUCUCUUCAGAAAAGGUCUGGAAAAUACCCAGUUUUCUGGAUAGGAUCUAGAUUAGAUUCUAGAAAGGGACCAUUUUCUGAAUACUCUGGCAUAUCUGUCUUUCUGGAUCUUUAAAUUCAAUUUUGUUAAAAAUAGCAGGAGGGGUCAAAACCUUUUCUAAUGAUCUAAAAGGAUUUAAAAACCAAUAUCCAUUCACUGAAAAAGCCUGAAAAAGAACCAAUUAUUUUAAUAAGAAUCUAAAGAGUUCCCUUUCUGCAUAUGGCCUAAAUUUGGUGGAUAGGAUCAAUUUUUCUGAAUGGCAAUCUAGAAAAUCUGCCAUUUUUUUGGAUAGGCUCUGGAAAAUCCCUGGGCUGUGCACUCCCCCCCCCCCUCUCAUAUACAUACACAUAAACACAUACAGAUACAUAUAUAUAAAAAUACACUAGCUUGGGUACCCAGCAAUGCCAAGGUUACUUGAAGAGGGCCUUGUUUGCUUUUGGAUGUGACAUCAUAUUCACAGUUGGCCAUGUUGGGUCUGUGUGCCAAGUUUUAUAUAAUAGUAUAUAUAUAAUGUAAUGCAAAGUAAUAAUAAUAUAGAUAAUAUACUAUCAUUGUAAUUUAAAUUGUGUGUGUGUGUGUGUGUGUGUGUGUGUGUGUAUAGAUAUACGUAAAGGUUUUCCCCUGACAUGAAGCCAUGUAUAUGCUGUAUACAUGAGACCACAAUGCCCCUUUGUAGUGCAUUUGAAUGUAAAGGGUCAAGCUUUUCCCCUGACGUUAAGUCUAGUUAUGUCCAUUGACUCUGGGGGUUGGUGCUCAUCUCCAUUUCUAAGCCGAAGAGCCGGCGUUGUCCGUAGACACCUCCAAGGUCAUGUGGCCAUAGGCAUGACUGCAUGGAGCACUGUUACCUUCCCACCGGAGCAGUACCUAUUGAUGCACUCACAUUUGCAUGUUUUUGAACUUCUGGGUUGGCAGAGGCUGGGGCUAACAGUGGGGGCUCUCUCCACUCCCCCAAUUCAAACCUGCUGCCUUUCGGUCCAGAACUUCAGCAGCUCAGAGCAGUGUUGUUUACAAUAUUUUAUGUGCUUGUACUGUCUGUGGCCCUCAGAAAACAGAGGAUUUGCCAGGGUUUGGUGAUGUGAAUACUUUGUUGGGAGGUGUUAGCUGGCCCUGAUUGUUUCCUGGAUGGAAUAGCUGUGUUUUCAGAGUGUUGCUCUUUAUGUACUGUCCUGAGAUGAUAAAGUGGUGAGCACGGAAUGGCCUUGCAGCUUCAAAGCCUGGCUGCUUCCCUGUCUGAGGGGGGGAUCCUUUGUUGGGAGGUGUUAGCUAGCCCUGGUUGUUUCCUGGAUGGAAUAGCUGUGUUUUCAGAGUGUUGCUCUUUAUUUACUGUCCUGAGAUGAGAGAGUGAUGAGCAUGGAAUGGCCUUGCAGCUUCCAAGCCUGAUGGUUUCCCCUCUGAGGGAGGGGGGGAUCCUUUGUUGGGAGGUGUUAGCUGGCCCUGACUGUUUCCUGGAUGGAAUAGCUGUGUUUUCAGAGUGUUGCUCUUUAUUUACUGUCCUGAGAUGAGAGAGUGAUGAGCAUGGAAUGGCCUUGCAGCUUCCAAGCCUGAUGGUUUCCCCUCUGAGGGAGGGGGAUCCUUUGUUGGGAGGUGUUAGCUGGCCCUGAUUGUUUCCUGGAUGGAAUAGCUGUGUUUUCAGAGUGUUGCUCUUUAUGUACUGUCCUGAGAUGAUAAAGUGGUGAGCACGGAAUGGCCUUGCAGCUUCAAAGCCUGGCUGCUUCCCUGUCUGAGGGGGGGAUCCUUUGUUGGGAGGUGUUAGCUAGCCCUGGUUGUUUCCUGGAUGGAAUAGCUGUGUUUUCAGAGUGUUGCUCUUUAUUUACUGUCCUGAGAUGAUAAAGUGGUGAGCACGGAAUGGCCUUGCAGCUUCAAAGCCUGGCUGCUUCCCUGUCUGAUGGGGGGGGAUCCUUUGUUGGGAGGUGUUAGCUAGCCCUGGUUGUUUCCUGGAUGGAAUAGUUGUGUUUUCAGAGUGUUGCUCUUUAUUUACUGUCCUGAGAUGAAAGAGUGAUGAGCAUGGAAUGGCCUUGCAGCUUCCAAGCCUGAUGGUUUCCCCUCUGAGGGAGAGGGAACCUUUGUUGGGAGGUGUUAGCUGGCCCUGACUGUUUCCUGGAUGGAAUAGCUGUGUUUUCAGAGUGUUGCUCUUUAUUUACUGUCCUGAGAUGAGAGAGUGAUGAGCAUGGAAUGGCCUUGCAGCUUCCAAGCCUGAUGGUUUCCCCUCUGAGGGAGGGGGGGAUCCUUUGUUGGGAGGUGUUAGCUGGCCCUGACUGUUUCCUGGAUGGAAUAGCUGUGUUUUCAGAGUGUUGCUCUGAAUGAGAGAGUGAUGAGCACGGAAUGGCCUUGCAGCUUCCAAGCCUGAUGGUUUCCCCUCUGAGGGAGGGGGGGAUCCUUUGUUGGGAGGUGUUAGCUGGCCCUGACUGUUUCCUGGAUGGAAUAGCUGUGUUUUCAGAGUGUUGCUCUGAAUGAGAGAGUGAUGAGCACGGAAUGGCCUUGCAGCUUCCAAGCCUGAUGGUUUCCCCUCUGAGGGAGGGGGGGAUCCUUUGUUGGGAGGUGUUAGCUGGCCCUGACUGUUUCCUGGAUGGAAUAGCUGUGUUUUCAGAGUGUUGCUCUUUAUUUACUGUCCUGAGAUGAGAGAGUGAUGAGCAUGGAAUGGCCUUGCAGCUUCCAAGCCUGAUGGUUUCCCCUCUGAGGGAGGGGGGAUCCUUUGUUGGGAGGUGUUAGCUGGCCCUGAUUGUUUCCUGGAUGGAAUAGCUGUGUUUUCAGAGUGUUGCACUUUAUUUACUGUCCUGCGAUGAUAAAGUGGUGAGCACGGAAUGGCCUUGCAGCUUCAAAGCCUGGCUGCUUCCCUGUCUGAUGGGGGGGGGAUCCUUUGUUGGGAGGUGUUAGCUAGCCCUGGUUGUUUCCUGGAUGGAAUAGCUGUGUUUUCAGAGUGUUGCACUUUAUUUACUGUCCUGAGAUGAGAGAGUGAUGAGCACGGAAUGGCCUUGCAGCUUCAAAGCCUGGCUGCUUCCCUGUCUGAGGGGGGGGAUCCUUUGUUGGGAGGUGUUAGCUAGCCCUGGUUGUUUCCUGGAUGGAAUAGCUGUGUUUUCAGAGUGUUGCUCUUUAUUUACUGUCCUGAGAUGAUAAAGUGGUGAGCACGGAAUGGCCUUGCAGCUUCAAAGCCUGGCUGCUUCCCUGUCUGAUGGGGGGGAUCCUUUGUUGGGAGGUGUUAGCUGGCCCUGAUUGUUUCCUGGAUGGAAUAGCUGUGUUUUCAGAGUGUUGCUCUUUAUUUACUGUCCUGAGAUGAUAAAGUGGUGAGCACGGAAUGGCCUUGCAGCUUCAAAGCCUGGCUGCUUCCCUGUCUGAUGGGGGGGAUCCUUUGUUGGGAGGUGUUAGCUAGCCCUGCUUGUUUCCUGGAUGGAGAGUGUUGCACUUUAUUUACUGUCCUGAGAUGAGAGAGUGAUGAGCACGGAAUGGCCUUGCAGCUUCAAAGCCUGGCUGCUUCCCUGUCUGAGGGGGGCGGAGGGAUCCUUUGUUGAGCAGCCAGGCCUUGCAGUUGUGAGGCGAGGAAAGGAAAUGGGCUGUAACAUGUUUGGUGAGUGCGGUGGCAGGGAGGGGGGGAGUUUAAAGGGGAUCUACCGUGGGGUUUGAGUAGUUUUUUCAUUGGGUAGGUCCCUGAGGGGCGGCAUUCUGAACCCACCUUGCUCCUCCCGAGAAGCAUUAGGUUGUGGGGUGGUGGGGAGGAGAGGGACGAUGUCUGAGGGGGGAAAAGGAGUGCGCGUGGUAGCGGCCGGUGGAGGGAGGGAUGUGGAUUGUUGUGUGUGCACGCGGGCUGGCCUCUUGGGCAUGCGCAGAUCCCGGUAUUUGGGGGUUUUUUGGCCCCAUGGAGGUUAGGGAUGUGUAGUUUGUUUCUAAGAACAUAGAGACGUGGAUGAGGGGUUGUGUUGUCAAUUUUCUAGGUUGGGGGGCCUUUAGUUUUGUUGUUUGCUCGGUGGAGCAAUGCCAUUCUCCUUUUAUAUAUAUAGAUUUUAGUAGUUAUCCACUAUGUCAAGUCUUUAUCAACCAAUCGUGUGUUGAUAAAUCACCCCCUUCUCCUCCCGUUGCCACUUGGGCUCCUUUUCUCUCCCUUCAGCUUCUCCUUCCUCCCUUCCUUAGGCUGUAAAUUGUAAUUUUUUAUGAUUUAUUAUAGUCUUUUAGAGUUUAUCAAAAAACCGCAAAACAGCGAAUCCGCAAAAAGCGAACCACGAAGUAGUGAGGGAACACUGUGUAUGUAUUUAAUAUAUAUUUGUUUCUGCAGAGUUUACAUGGCAUUUAUACAUGUGAGUUUAUAUACUGGUUUUAGCUGAAUAUAUAGGCCUUGCCUGGUUUUAUGUUAUUCUUUUAUAUAUAGUUUGAUUUCAGUCGGUCCUUUUUCAAGUGAAUAAUUUCAGUUUGCCCUCAUUUUUUCCUCCUACAUUUUUGUAUUUGCUUUUCUCAGACAAAUUAACCACAUAGAGGAGGGCUUAUGGCAGGAAGAAGGGAGGAAAAUGGUAAUAAUAAUGAAAGGGGAGGAGAGAGAAAGGAAGGAGGAAUAAGGAAAGGAAAGAAGAAGAGAUGGGGAAGAGGGAAGGAAAGAAGAGAGGAAAAGAGAAGGAAGGAGAGAGCAAAGGAAGAAAGGAAAGAAGGAAGGAAGAAAAGAGAGGAAAGAGAUUGAAGAAGAGGUGAAGAUAGAAAUGAAAGGAGAGAACAAGAAAGAAGGAGGGAAGAUAAGCAAAGGAAAGAAAAAGAAAUGAAGAGACAGUAGAAGAAAGAAGGAAGAGAGGCAGUAGCAAAGGAAUAGAAGGAAAGAAGACAAAAGAAGUCAAGGGGAAGAAAGGAUGAAUGGGAGGGAGGAAAGAAUGUGGAGAUAAAGGAAGGAAAGCAAAGGAAGAGAGAGAAGGAAACAUGGAAGAAAGGAAAAAGAUUGAGAAGGAGGAAGGAUUGAUAGGUGAAAGAAAGGAAGAGAGAAGGAAAGAAGAAAAAAGGAGGAAGGAAGAAAAGAAAAUGAAGGUAGGAAAUAUAGAUUGAGGGGGAUUGAUGAAUGGAAAGAGUGAGAACGGAAGGAAAGAAGGAAGAAAGAGAAGUGAAAAGGAGAGGGGAAAGGGCCGGGCUGUGGCGCAGGCGGGAGAGCAAGCCAGCUGCAAUUAACUGCAAUGAAUCACUCUGACCAGGAGGUCAUGAGUUCGAGGCCCGCUCGGAGCCUAUGUUUGUCUUGUCUUUGUUCCAUGUUAAAAGGCAUUGAAUGUUUGCCUUAUAUGUGUCAUGUGAUCCGCCCUGAGUCCCCUUCGAGGUGAGAAAGAAGGGCGGAAUAUAAAUACUGGAAAUAAAUAAACAAAUAAAUAAAUAAGAACAAAGAGAAAGGAGGAAAGGAAGGAAAAAGGAUGGAAGGAAGGA